UUUUCCUCCCAAAAGAAAGCAAAAGUAAAAGAUGAGGUAACUCUGAUACUUGCACAUGAAGGUAAUACUAGCUAACCCUCCGUUUCAUUUUUAUUAAACCUUCUUUUUCUUUCUUUUCCUUUCACAAACACAUACAAAAUACAAACAGACAUCAGACCUCAGACAUCAGACCUCCCCUAUAAAAACCCAGUUCAUCCAACACCACCUCUUCCUCUUUUUUUCUUCCUCUCCCAUAUUCUUAGCUUAUAUAAUUCCCAUUUUUGACGUCAUAACUACAAAUAUUCCACUACAUUAUAUUCUUUGCUUUGUUACAUUAUAUUCCUUUCCCAAAAUUGUAAUUUAUAAAUUGGGCAGCCAUAUUAGAGUUUAGAAUGGCAACGGUGAGGAAACUAAUAGUAGAAGUUGUAGACGCAAAAAACCUUCUACCAAAAGAUGGGCAUGGUACAUCUAGUCCCUACGUGGUGGUGGACUUCUACGGGCAGCGAAAACGGACUCAAACUGUGGUCCGAGACCUUAACCCGGCAUGGAAUGAAGCCCUAGAGUUUAAUAUGGGUGGACCAUCCACCGUGUUCGGUGACACCCUUGAAGUUGAGGUCUACCACGACAAGAAUUAUGGCCCCACCCGUAGACAUAACCACUUGGGUAGGGUUAGAUUAAGUUCGGCCUCGUUUCAGUUCGUUAAAAAAGGCGAGGAAGCCUUGAUGUACUUCCCUCUUGAGAAGAAGUACUUGUUAAGUUGGAUACAGGGAGAUAUUGGCCUCAAAAUUUAUUACUCCGAUGAGGCCCCACCACCACCUCCUCCUCCUCCGCCGGAGAUUCUGCCGGAGCAGGAAUCUCCUGUGAUGGAGGAGAAGACGGAAGAGCAACCCCCUGUUGACACGUCAGCUUCUGCGGCGCCGACAACGGAAUCUGGUGGUGACUUGUCUGCUAAGUUACCUGAGGAAGUGGUAGGGAGUGAUGAGGUGGGUGAAGGACCAACAAUACAACGUGAGGAUGAGCAGAGAAAAGGUGAUGAUCAAAUAGAGCAGGAAGAAUUACCACCACCAUCACCACCACCUUCGCUAGAACCAUCAACGCUGAUGGGGGACCCACCACCAGCAGCAGCAGCAGCAGAGGUUGAAAUGAUGGCUUCAGCAGUUUCGGGUACAAUUCCUGAAGUGAAAUUUGCUGACGACGCUGGGUUGAAGCCACCGCCGUCGAUGCCGCCAACACCGGCGAUCUCGAGAUCAGUGUCGACGGCGUCGUUUGAGAGUGUUCCUAUUGAGCGGACAACAUUUGAUCUGGUGGAGAAGAUGCAUUACCUGUUUGUUCGUGUUGUUAAGGCUAGAUCGCUUCCUACUAAUGGAUGUCCUGUAGUGAAGAUAGUUGCUUCCACCCACCGUGUGGUUUCCAAGCCUGCCCGGAAAACGAAUUUCUUUGAGUGGGGCCAGACAUUUGCUUUUGCCCGCGAUUCGCCGGAUUCGUCUACUAUUUUGGAGGUCUCAGUGUGGGACCCACCUCAUCCGGAAGCGGCGGAUCCAAUGGAAGGGUUGUCGAUGAGGGAGUUUUUAGGCGGGAUAUGUUUUGAUACGACGGAGAUUCCGCUACGGGACCCACCAGAUAGUCCCUUGGCCCCACAAUGGUACAGGUUGGAGGGAGGUGGGGCCCACUCAGGGGACUUGAUGCUUGCAACCUGGGUGGGUACUCAGGCAGAUGACUCAUUUCCUGAUGCUUGGAAGACGGAUACCACUGGAAGUGUGAGUUCAAGGGCUAAGGUCUACUUGUCUCCAAAGUUGUGGUACUUAAGAGCAACUAUACUGGAAGCUCAAGAUAUCUUGUUUGGGUCCAAGGAGUCUAUGUUUCAAGUCAAGGCCCAACUUGGAUUUCAAAUUUUCAAGACUAAGCCGACAGCUAGUCGUAACGGCUCCCCGAUUUGGAAUGAGGACUUAAUGUUUGUAGCAGCUGAGCCAUUUGGGGAUCAAUUGGUCUUGACAUUGGAGCAUAGGGGACCAAAGGGGUCUAUUGUCGUUGGCGUUGCUCGGGUGGCUUUAACAACGAUUGAGAGGCGUGUGGAUGAUCGAAACGUGCUAGGCAAGUGGUUCACUUUUGAUGAUCCUAGUUGUGAUGGAAACAAGAUGUAUAAAGCAAGAGUUCAGUUGAGGUUGUGUUUUGAUGGUGGGUAUCACGUGAUGGAGGAAGCCGCUCAUGUAUGCAGUGACUAUCGCCCCACAGCAAGACAAUUGUGGAAGGCUGCUGUAGGGAUGGUAGAGUUAGGGAUCAUUGGGUGUCGGAAUCUUCUUCCUGCCAAGGCGGUGAACGGUAAAGGGUCUACUGAUGCUUAUGCUAUAGCCAAGUAUGGUCCAAAGUGGGUUCGUACUCGUACUGUGUCCGAUUGUUUGGAUCCAAAGUGGAAUGAACAAUACACAUGGAAAGUUUAUGACCCAUGUACAGUUCUAACCAUUGGAGUGUUUGAUAGUUCGGGAAUUUUUGAAAGUGAAGAACCACUCGAAGGCAUGCAUCCGGAUUUAAGAAUUGGAAAAGUACGUGUACGUAUCUCCACUCUUCAAACUGGAAGAGUGUACCGAAAUACAUAUCCCUUACUUUCACUAACUCCUAUGGGAUUGAAGAAGAUGGGUGACAUAGAAUUGGCCGUAAGAUUUGUGAGAAGCAUGCCUAGUCUAGAUGUACUAAAUGUCUACUCUCAACCGUUAUUACCAUUAAUGCACCAUAUCAAGCCACUAGCCCUGGGACAACAGGAGAUGCUAAGGAAUGCAGCUGUGAAGAUAUUAGUUGUACAUUUAUCACGAUCAGAGCCACCACUUCGUCAGGAAAUUGUUCGUUAUAUGUUGGAUGCAGACUCCCACACUUUUAGUAUGAGAAAGGUUCGUGCAAAUUGGUUUAGAAUAAUCAACUUGGUUGCUGGUAUGAUAGAUAUAGUGAAAUGGGUUGAGGAUACAAGAACAUGGAAAAACCCCACAUCCACCAUACUUGUGCAUGCAUUGCUAGUAGUGCUAGUUUGGUUCCCUGACCUCAUCAUUCCUACAUUAGCGUUCUAUGUCUUUGUGAUCGGUGCAUGGAACUAUAGGUUCCGUUCUCGAGACCCACUCCCUCAUUUUGAUCCAAAGAUUUCAUUAGCUGAAAAUAUUGAUCGUGAUGAGCUUGAUGAAGAAUUUGAUAUAAUACCAAGCAAUAGACCAUCAGAGAUUGUUCGUACACGUUAUGAUAAGCUUCGUACACUAGGGGCACGUGUGCAAACGGUAUUGGGUGAUCUAGCAACACAAGGAGAACGUGUGCAAGCAUUGGUGACAUGGCGGGAUCCUCGUGCCACCGGGAUAUUUGUUGGCUUGUGCUUUGUUGUGGCUAUUAUAUUGUAUUUGGUUCCAUCAAAGAUGGUAGCAUUGGCUUCAGGUUUCUAUUACCUACGCCACCCAAUGUUUAGGGAUCGUGCUCCUUCUCCGGCAAUCAAUUUCAUAAGGAGAUUACCCUCGCAAUCUGAUCGAAUAUUAUAGAUUACUAAUGUAACUUUCAAAUACCCAUCUAUAUUUUUGAUGUUUUAGAAGUGAAUCUUACUUUAAAUGUGUAUGUUAUAAAUAUGUUGUCUUUAUUUAUUUCGAUCAUGAUUAGUAAUUGUGAUCUAUAAGUAUGUCUCCACUUUUUAUCAAAAAGAAAGAAAGUAUGUCUUCACUUGUAAUCUUAUAAUAUUUCCAUUA
Beta vulgaris subsp. vulgaris (sugar beet) is the source of this 3689-nucleotide messenger RNA. RefSeq lists its product as hypothetical. NCBI's taxonomy places the organism in Eukaryota, Viridiplantae, Streptophyta, Magnoliopsida, Caryophyllales, Amaranthaceae. The transcript has a single exon. Bases 372 to 3488 code for a protein of 1038 amino acids. The record is from RefSeq and is a predicted model, not a curated record.